This is a messenger RNA of Penicillium arizonense, 621 nucleotides long. Its product is annotated as putative IgE-binding protein. The coding region runs from base 1 to 621 and encodes 206 amino acids. The record is from RefSeq and is a predicted model, not a curated record. NCBI's taxonomy places the organism in Eukaryota, Fungi, Ascomycota, Eurotiomycetes, Eurotiales, Aspergillaceae. The transcript has 2 exons.
AUGAAGAUUUCCGCCCUUCUUUCUCUCGUCCCUCUCGUCGCCGCCCUGCCCGGCAAGCAGGCUAAGCAGGCCAAGGGCUCUGAUGCCUCCUUCGGCGUCAUCUCCGCUCGUUCCGCUUCUCCCAUCCAUCUUCUGCCUCUCAACGCCGUCGGUAGCUACUUCUACCUCGGCGGUAACGCUCAGUCUUACUGCCCCGAGGGCAUUCCCGGCUGCAAGCAGACCAACGAGACUGUGAUCACAGGAGGCCACUUCCUGGACGUCACGGUCCCUGGUGGCCAGGCUAUCUUCGUCGACCCCAAGGGUGCCCUUCGCUUCACCGCUCCCCACUCCGCCUACGAGCCUGCUGGCUCCUCCGACGGUCCCUUUACCUACACCCCUGGUAACUCUUUCGGCCACUGGUCCUACGAAGGCCAGGGUGCCUCCGGUUUCAUGGCUUGCCCUACCAACGGCACUACUACCUACCGCCGCUCUCGCCGGGACGCUGCCGCCCCUAAGUGGCAGGUUUACGCUGCUCUGCAGAAUGCCACUGUUCCCUCUGGCAGUGUUUCUGACUGCAUUGGCUUCGAUGCUCUUGCUGUGGCUGACAACUCUACUGUCCCAGCCACCUGGGAGUACAUCUAA